AUGGCCUCAUCUCAGGAGUUCUCUGGCGACGAAGAUGAAUGGAGUGAUGAAGGCAAUGUACUCGAGACUGCCUAUGGUGACAAGAUCGACCAGCAUCUGACCUCACGCCAAUUGACUGCCGAGCAAGUUCGAGCACUCCAGCCAUUGGUAGAUGGGUAUAUUGGGCUAAAGGGUAAAGAAAGGACUGCAUACGUACAGAAGGCAUUCGAAACAGUCUGGGAUGGAGACGCAAUUGAUUGGACCAAACCUACAACGUGGCCGAGCAGAGCAGCCAAUCCACGUUUUACUUACCUCAAAAUGGUGUGUGAGCUACUUUUUGACUGGUUUGAGAUCAUGGCCAUGGCGAUUCGUAACUUCUUCAAAGAGCGUGGGAGGGUGCGCGAUGUCAUCGUGAGGCUGCCUGGCAAAGGGAGAAGUCGCCUCGACUGGACAGUGCUCGGCGUAUGUGGCGAAGUCUACAAGGGCGUGAUAUCCGAUCUCGUGGAGGAGGUGUCAGGUCUUAAGCCUGGGGCUAAGAAAGGGUGGCUUACGGAGUACAAGCGAGCUCGUGCUGCCGUGUACUACAGCCUCACUGAGGAAGAGCGCACUGAGGUUCAAGUUCUCUGUAAGCAGUGGAACCGCACGGGCAUUCCUUUGUCAAUCAAGAAGAAGCAAUAUGACCGCAACUGUCGACGUCUUCUUCGUGACGUUGCCAUGGCAUGCCUCAAGCGCUACGGUGUUUAUGUAUACUUUCUGGUGGUUGCAGAGCCUGGUGUGGAUGUGCAGACGGAUAUUAUCGACUUCAGCACUGAUCUUGGCCUUGGAGAUCAGUUAUUUGAAGACACAACAGUCAUUCAAAGCACGCUAGCCCGCUUGCAGAGCUUUGUUCAUACCCAUGCAGGCGCAGGUGAGGUUCGGACCGAGGGCAAGAAACAAAAGGAGUCGAAGCUUUCGAAACCUACUGCAUACAACCCGAGCUCCGAGCAGUUUCGCAACCGCAACAGUCUGGCCAUAGAGGAGAAAUACUUCGACAUGGCAAAUGUGGCAAAGGACUCACGCAACGUCCUGUACUCAAUAUUUCGUUAUGCUCAUGCCAACAUCUCUCCGCGUAGGCCUGGAGACAUUGAACCUCCUUGGAAGGCGAUAUCCGAGGGUCGUUGUGUCGAUGCAAGGUUCUUCCCGCCAGGCUUCAAACCCGGCGAUGUCACCAUGGCACGGGAGGCUCAGCGUAUGGAGCUCUUCUAUCAUCUUCUUAAGAUCGGCUAUCUCGAGUUUCAUGAGUACAAGAUCCGGAACAGUGAUCCUCAGCCUCCUGUUCCAUUUGACCGACGGUGGUGGGCCGUGCAGCCUGGUCAGGCCGGUUUUGACGAGUUCGAGGCCGCGAAGGCGAAAGCAUUAGCAGCCAGACCAACCUACUUCGGCAACGACACCGUCCCUCCACCCCCUUUGAACAAUCUGGACCAAGGUACCGCAAGCCUCGCCCAGUCGGGCCUGUCCCGCGAAGGUUCCGCCGACUCUGGACCCCAGCCCGGUUCUGCCGAGCUCUCUAUGUCGCAUCAGCUAUCUUCUAACUCAGUACAACAGCCUGGCAUGUCUUCCUAA
Peniophora sp. CBMAI 1063 is the source of this 1581-nucleotide messenger RNA. NCBI's taxonomy places the organism in Eukaryota, Fungi, Basidiomycota, Agaricomycetes, Russulales, Peniophoraceae. The record is from the annotation of a GenBank genome assembly.